Molecule: messenger RNA, 468 nt
Organism: Malassezia restricta
Lineage: Eukaryota; Fungi; Basidiomycota; Malasseziomycetes; Malasseziales; Malasseziaceae
Exons: 1
Coding region: 1-468 (155 amino acids)
Source: RefSeq, a predicted model, not a curated record
AUGCAAUUCUCCAUCAAGGCUCUUAUUGGUGCUCUCGCCGCCCUUGCUGCCGUCAACGGCGCUGCUAUUAGCCUGCCUGCCGACGAGGCUCCCGAGCCAUCGGAGUCGCUCGAGGCUCGUAAGAUUGUCACGAUUCCCAUUCCCCUGCCGAUCGGUUUCUCGAAGUCGACGUCGACGUUCACGACGUACUCGAGCCUGCCAAGUGGUGUAAAGAACACCUGCCCUCCUAUCAAGACGGUCACAGACCUUAAGAAGACGACUAUUACGGUGCACGGCACACCUCCUCCCGGCGUCAAAAACGGUCAAACGCGCACGCAUGACCUCAAUGCCCGUGGUGAUGGCAUCAAGACGCUGGGUACCGUGUCCUUCCCUCUCAGCACCUCGAUUUCGGUCUCGUGCCCGAGCCAAACGGUCUUCACCGCGCACAAUACUCUUGUUGAGACUCUGUAUCUCGCGCCUCAGCAGUAA